Molecule: messenger RNA, 666 nt
Organism: Adineta ricciae
Lineage: Eukaryota; Metazoa; Rotifera; Eurotatoria; Adinetida; Adinetidae
Source: the annotation of a GenBank genome assembly
AUGUCGAUCGAAGCGUUUCUUCGUACGCUUACUAUUACCGAUAUUAGCACACAUAGCUUAAAAGAUGCCGAAAAUCUAUUGGAGCAAAGAGCCAAAUCGUAUCAAACAAUGAUUCAGAAUGAAAAUAUUGACACACAAACAAAAGACACAUCGAAAUUCUAUCUCGAACAAGCCAAAUUCGAGACUGAAAUUAUCGACACGUUGAAAAAAUUCAUGGUUCUUCCCGAUGAACGUUCAAGAAUACCAGCGAAAGAUUCGAGCAAUGUUCAGGAAUGCAUUCAAUUGUUUGUAAGCAAAGAAGAUUUGGAUGGAAAUGAAAAGCCGGCAGGAGAAGAAAAGUAUUCGGACGUUCUCGUACUUCGUCGAAAACGUUUUUCACAAACUCGCAGUCAAACGAAAUUGAAUACUCGUGUGGACUUGACAAUCAACGAUCUCAAUCUUAAUGAUCUAAUCGAUGUGGCGUCCGAAAGUUAUGAAGGGUCUGUCGCGAGUUUCAAUCUAUUUGGUGUAUCGAAUCGUAGUGACAUGGCUUACUCAGAUCAUUCUAUCACCCAAGGCAAGCAUCCAUGUACUAAUCAAUGGCAUGAAUUCAAUGAUUCAUCAGUUUAUUCUUUGAAUAACAAAUCUCGUCACGUGCCUGUGCUAUUUUUUGAGCGCAAUAAAUAA